UUCAGGCGGCCAAUGGCCCGCGGCGCGUCGGUUGUGGAUUUGCAGCUGCUCCCCCCGGCAGUGGGGCGGGGUCCGGGGUCCGAGCCUGAGUACCCUGCAAAGGCAGUGAAUGGUGGCAGCUAUGCCUCUGUGUGGGCGGAGAACCAUGUCGGAAGACAGCAGGGCAGAUGGCACCGAAGCUCAGCCCCUCGUACCCACGGAAAGCUUGAUGGUGCUGCUGCACUGGGCUGGGCCGGAGGGUGGGGAGCCUUGGGUCACCUUCAGCCAGACGCCUCUGACUGCCGAGGACAUCUGCAUCCAGAUUGCACACAAAGUCGGCAUCACUCCACCCUGCCUGAAUCUCUUUGCCCUCUAUGAUGCACAGGCCAAGGUCUGGCUGCCCCCAAACCACGUCCUAGACACAUCCCAAGAUGUGAGCCUAAGGCUGUAUUUCCGAAUGAGGUUUUACUUCCGGAACUGGCAUGGCAUGAGUCCCCAAGAGCCAGCUGUGUACCGCUGUGGUUCCCCGGGGUCAGAGCAGGGUGUGCAGCUCCUGGACUCCGCCUCAUUUGAAUACCUCUUUGAGCAGGGAAAACAUGAGUUCAUGAAUGACGUGGUGUCUCUGCGGGACCUGUCUAGUGAGGAAGAGAUCCAUCACUUUAAGAAUGAGAGCUUGGGCAUGGCCUUUCUGCACCUCUGCCACCUUGCUCUCUGCCGCGGUGUCCCCCUGGAGGAGAUGGCCAGAGAGAUCAGCUUUAAGAACUGCAUCCCUCGUUCCUUCCGCCAGCACAUCCGUCAGCACAAUGCGCUCACGCGCCUGCGUCUCCGCAGAGUCUUCCGGCGAUUCCUGCGGGCCUUUCGGCCUGGCCACCUCUCCCAGCAGGUUGUGAUGGUUAAGUACUUGGCCACCCUGGAGCGGCUGGCUCCUCGAUUUGGCUCAGAGCACAUACCAGUGUGUUAUCUGGAGGUGCUGGACCAGCUUGAGAGGGACCCCUGCUACAUCCAGAACAGUGGGCAGACUACUGGGGACCCAGGCCCAGAGCUGGCCACCAGGCUUCCCACCCACGAGGUACUGGUGACAGGCACCAGAGGUAUCCAGUGGCGUCCACUACAGAUCCAGGAAUCUGCAAGAGGUAACAGCAGAGGGAAUCCCCAAGGCAACCGAUCUGGGAAGAAACUCAAGGCCCCUGAGGUUGCCGAGCAGCUGGCCAAGAGUCCUGGGGAGCCAUCCUGGACCUACUUCUGCGACUUCCAGGACAUCUCCCAUGUAGUGCUAAAGGACUGUCACGUGCGCAUCCACCUUCAGGACAACAAGUGUUUGUUGCUGUGCCUCCGUUCCCGGGCUGAAGCCCUGUCCUUUGUGGCCCUGGUGGAUGGCUAUUUCCGCUUGACCGCCGACUCCAGCCACUACCUGUGCCAUGAGGUGGCACCCCCGCGGCUGUUGACCAGCAUCCAGAAUGGCAUCCAUGGGCCCCUGAUGGAUCCAUUUGUGCAAGCCAAGCUGUGGCCAGAGGAUGGCCUCUACCUGAUCCAGUGGAGCACCAGCCACCUCCACCGUCUGAUCCUCACUGUGGCCCAUCGAGACUCAGCUCCCAACAGCGGCCCCAAGGGUCUGCGCCUCCGAAAGUUCCCCAUCACCCAGCAACCUGGAGCCUUUGUGCUAGAUGGCUGGGGUCGCUCCUUCGACAGCGUGGGGGACCUUCGGGUCGCCUUGCAGGGCUGCUCGCUGCGGGCUGGUGAUGACUGCUUCCCUUUGCACCACUGCUGCCUGCCCCGGCCAGGAGAAAUCUCCAACCUCUUGGUCAUGCGGGGGUCCAGUGCCCACACCCGGCCUCUCAACCUCAGCCAGCUCAGCUUCCACAGAGUUCACCAGGAUGAAAUCACGCAGGUGGGUCCUCUGAGUCCCCACCCACAAUGCAAACUCAGCCUGGCCCUACAUCUGUCCUGGUCUCUGGAGGAAGAGGCAGGUGACUGCCCCUCCAGCAGCGGAAUCUUUGCAGAUAUCAUUGUGACAGAGUUCGUAGAACACGGUCCCCUGGAUGUGUGGUUACGGCGACACAGGGGCCGAGUGCCUAUGACCUGGAAGAUGAUUGUGGCUCAGCAGCUGGCUAGUGCCCUCAGCUACCUGGAGGACAAGAAUCUGGUUCACGGGAAUGUAUGUGGCCGGAACGUCCUGCUGGCGCGGCUGGGGCUAGAGGAGGGUACCAGCCCCUUCAUCAAGUUAAGUGAUCCUGGCGUGGGCCAAGGUGCCCUCUCCAGGGAGGAGCGGGUGGAACGCAUCCCCUGGACAGCUCCUGAGUGCCUGUCUGGAGAGACCAGUAACUUGGGUACUGCCACAGACAUGUGGGGUUUUGGUGCCACCCUUCUUGAGAUCUGCUUUGAUGGGGAUGCACCCCUGCAGGGUCGUCGCCCCUCCGAGAAAGAACGAUUCUACACAAAGCAGCACCAGCUGCCCGAGCCCUCAUGCCCAGAGCUGGCCACACUCACCCGCCAGUGCCUGACCUACGAACCAGCACAGCGGCCAUCAUUCCGCACCAUUUUGCGGGACCUCACCAGGCUGCAGCCACAGAAUCUAGUGGGUAUCUCGGCUGUGAACUCAGACUCAGCAGCAUCAGACCCCACGGUUUUCCACAAACGUUAUUUGAAAAAGAUCCGGGAUUUGGGUGAGGGUCACUUUGGCAAGGUCAGCCUGUACUGCUAUGAUCCAACCAAUGAUGGCACUGGCGAGAUGGUGGCUGUGAAAGCCCUUAAGGAGGGAUGUGGUCCCCAGCUCCGCUCAGGCUGGCAGCGGGAGAUCGAAAUCCUGCGGACCCUGUACCAUGAACAUAUUGUCAAGUACAAAGGCUGCUGUGAGGACCAAGGAGAGAAGUCUGUACAGCUGGUCAUGGAAUACGUCCCCCUGGGCAGCCUUCGGGACUACCUGCCACGGCACAGCAUUGGGCUGGCUCAGCUCCUGUUGUUUGCCCAGCAGAUCUGCGAGGGCAUGGCCUACCUGCACGGGCAACACUACAUUCACCGAGACCUAGCCGCGCGCAAUGUGCUUCUGGACAAUGACAGGCUGGUCAAGAUUGGAGACUUUGGCUUAGCCAAGGCAGUGCCUGAAGGCCACGAGUACUACCGCGUUCGCGAGGACGGGGACAGCCCAGUGUUCUGGUAUGCCCCGGAAUGUCUGAAGGAGUGCAAAUUUUACUAUGCUUCAGAUGUCUGGUCUUUCGGGGUGACCCUGUACGAGCUGUUGACCUACUGUGACUCUAGGCAGAGCCCCCCCACGAAAUUCAUGGAGCUCAUCGGCAUCACCCAGGGCCAGAUGACCGUGCUGAGGCUCACAGAGCUGCUGGAGCGAGGAGAGCGGCUGCCUCGGCCUGACAGGUGUCCGUGUGAGAUCUAUCUCCUCAUGAAAAACUGCUGGGAGGCAGAGGCCUCCUUCCGACCCACGUUCCAGAAUCUUGUGCCUAUCCUCAAGACAGCCCAGGAGAAGUACCAAGGCCAGGUGCCUUCAGUGUUCAGUGUGUGCUGACGGUCAAGGGUGUCGGGAUAGAUGGGCCCACAGAGAAGCCUCCACAUGCUCUACACCCUACUCUUGUCUGGAAACCCCUGUCAGUGAGCAGACAACUUUUCCUUCCUUGACCAUGAACCUGAAUGGACCCUGGAUGUGCAAAAGGGCCAAGUGGAUCCUCGAGUCUUUCAUUUGGGUCUGUCCAUCGUCACAGUGGAGACCCAUCAUCUUUACCAGCUGGGAGGAAACUGUUUGCUUUGCUGGACGCCCGAGGGCUUUAGGGUCCAUAUUCAGCAAGGUGGCAUGGCUGGUGUGCAGAUAGAAUGAGACUUCUGGACACUUCUGAUCACCCCUCAACCACCAGCCAAGCUGGGGUGUGACUGGCAAAGCCUGUGCUUAGCAGCGGGGAAGACCUGGGUUCCUUCCCUAGCAACCAAGCCACUAGCUAGAUCAGUUCCCAAUAGACAGAAGGCACCCGAUAACUGCUUGCUGGAGGCUGGGGAGAUUGCUCAGUCAGUGAAGCACUUACAUGCUUUGCAAGCAUGAGGAUGUGAGUUCAAUUCCCAGCUUGUCCCAGUACUGGAGAGGAAGAGACAGAAGCUCCCUGGGGCUCACUGACCAGCAGCUUAGUCUGUUCAGUGACACAGGCCAGUGAGAGUCCCUGCCUCCAAACAGGGUGUGACAGUGCCUCAGGAAGAGUACCCAGAGUUGUCCCCUGACCUCUGCACACACACAUGGCCACACACCUGCGUAUGCACUUGCCUACACACUCACAGGAGGUCCUGUGUGACCUGAGGUAAAUGUCUUGAUCUCUGGGCCUCAUGUCUCAACUAUGGGGAUGGUCAGCCUUUCUACCUCAUAGGACUGAUGAAGAGCACUGACGGUUGUGCUUAAACUGCUUAGGAGGAGACACAGAUAAGUGUUUAAUAAAUGUUUAUUACCAUUCUGGUGUUUUCGGUGAAGAGGUGAGAUUGAGACAGGCAGUAGGAGCAGAUGCAGUUGUGAGCGGCAGAGAAAUAACUGCUCCCCAAGGGUUUCUAAAGACGUCAUGGAGGCUGGGC
Molecule: messenger RNA, 4536 nt
Organism: Microtus ochrogaster (prairie vole)
Lineage: Eukaryota; Metazoa; Chordata; Mammalia; Rodentia; Cricetidae
Gene: Tyk2
Product: tyrosine kinase 2
Exons: 21
Coding region: 110-3496 (1128 amino acids)
Biological process (GO): protein phosphorylation; cytokine-mediated signaling pathway; intracellular signal transduction
Cellular component (GO): membrane; cytosol; cytoskeleton
Molecular function (GO): non-membrane spanning protein tyrosine kinase activity; growth hormone receptor binding; ATP binding
Source: RefSeq, a predicted model, not a curated record